This is a messenger RNA of Bicyclus anynana (squinting bush brown), 1228 nucleotides long. It is a transcript of the gene eIF2alpha, whose product is annotated as eukaryotic translation initiation factor 2 subunit 1. The record is from RefSeq and is a predicted model, not a curated record. The transcript is spliced from 7 exons. Bases 161 to 1156 code for a protein of 331 amino acids. Gene Ontology annotation, molecular function: RNA binding; ribosome binding; translation initiation factor activity. Lineage: Eukaryota; Metazoa; Arthropoda; Insecta; Lepidoptera; Nymphalidae. Gene Ontology annotation, cellular component: eukaryotic 48S preinitiation complex; eukaryotic translation initiation factor 2 complex; multi-eIF complex.
UGUGGUUAACAAUUUGACACAUACUUAAAGUCUCGGACGUUUUGAACUUUUGACAGUUGACUUGUCAAGUUUGGUGUUCAACGUGAACAAAUCGAAUAUUUCGUCAUUUUAUUAAUUCAUUUAUCAGUGUUAAACAAAGAUAUAAAAACCCAACAAAGAGAUGCCGUUGUCGUGCAGGUUUUACCAGGAGAAAUACCCUGAAGUUGAGGAUGUGGUCAUGGUUAACGUGAGAUCUAUCGCAGAGAUGGGGGCCUAUGUCCACUUGUUGGAGUAUAACAAUAUCGAGGGCAUGAUUCUGCUAUCUGAGUUGUCGAGGAGACGUAUUCGGUCAAUUAAUAAAUUGAUCAGAGUGGGGAAAACUGAGCCUGUUGUGGUUAUUAGAGUGGAUAAAGAAAAGGGUUACAUAGAUUUGUCAAAACGUCGUGUCUCAGCAGAAGACAUAGAUAAGUGUACAGAGAGGUACGCUAAAGCCAAAGCAGUGAACUCUAUUCUGCGACAUGUUGCCGAGCUGCUGCGCUACCAGAGCUCGGAGCAACUGGAGGAGCUGUACAAGCAGACUGCAUGGCGGUUUGAGGAGAAGUACAAGAAAGCAUCCGCUUAUGACUACUUUAAACAGGCUGCUGUGGACCCAUCAGUCCUGAACGAAUGUGGUCUGGAUGAGAAAACAAAGGAAGUACUCCUUGCCAAUAUCAAGAGGAAGCUUACAUCGCAAGCUGUCAAAAUUCGUGCUGACAUUGAAUGUGCUUGCUACGGCUAUGAAGGCAUUGACGCCGUCAAAGCAGCUCUCAAGGCUGGCCUUGCACUGUCGACUAUGGAAAUGCCCAUUAAGAUCAACUUGAUUGCCCCACCUCUGUAUGUAAUGACAACGUCAACACCUGAAAAAACAGAUGGGCUCAAAGCACUUCAAGAUGCCAUUGACAAAAUAGAGGAGACCAUCACUACGGCUGGGGGAGUGUUCAAUGUGCAAAUGGCGCCUAAAGUGGUGACGGCGACGGACGAGGCCGAGCUGGCGCGGCAGAUGGAGCGCGCCGAGGCCGAGAAUGCUGAAGUCGCUGGAGACUCGGCCGACGAGGACGAAGACCAAGGAAUGGGUGACGCUGGCAUGGACGAUGAACCGCAACAGAACGGGGCCUCAGACGAAGAAGACGACAACUAAACACCUGCCCUUGCUCUACUCAUAUUAUGUAUACCUUCCUCUUAAAUAUAUAUUAUACACGUUUUAUACAUA